GGUCGCUCCGGAGCAGAGUACGGAGUAUCCUUCGCAGUAAAGAGUGAGAACACACAGUUACAUCAGGCACUUAAAUUAUUCCAACAGUAAAGUUGUUGUUCAACGCGUGAACUUUGCACUGUGCUAUCUCAGCGGACAGUGGCGAACAGUUCUGCGCUGUGAUUACGCGCUGAUGUCGUAAAGAUCUUCGACGGAACAGACGUGAGAUCCAGCAGCGAUGGCACCGGGACGGAAUAACAUUAUUAACAGCAAUCAGCUCAGGAAUUCUGCCAGCAUCUCGUCUAGCAUGCCAGGAACAAAUCUGCCUUUUCAAGCUACCGGAGCUGUUCCACCUCCAUUGCCACCUCGCCAGCCAACUCAAAACUACACAGGGUACAAUGAUUACAGACCAUAUGCUUCAAAUUAUGGCUACGGAAGCUAUGGAUAUGGAAGUGGUUACAGCAGAGGUUACGGUGGAUAUGGAUCUUUUGGUAGUUACAUUCCUUAUUCCACUAACAGUUUUGGACACAGUGGCGAUGCAGAGAGCAGGUUUCAACAGUAUGCAGAGGAGAGCACAAGAUCGACAUUCCGUGUAGUAGAGACUGUAUUGCAUACAUUUUCGUCUCUCACGAUGUUGCUGGAAUCGACGUAUUUCGCAUUGACAAAUUCCUUUAGAGCGAUUUUAAGUGUGGCGGAUAACAUUGGUAGACUGCGUUCGACACUCGGCCAGUUAUUGAGCACGUUCGCCUUAAUCCGUUUUUUGAAAUGGGUCUACAGAAGAAUUUUAUUUACGCUUGGUCUUCAAACGCAAAGUGCCGUCGCCGAAAACUUAUGGCAGCAAUCAAUAUCACAACUGACAGGCGGAGAACAGACGGCGACGACGACGACGAAUGAGAGAAUUUCACCGUUGAUGAAUAUUCUGCUUCUCGGCGUAUUUGUCGCUAUUCCAUAUCUAAUUCACAAGAUAUCGAAUAGUAUAAGGCAGAGUCAAGUAAAAGUUAACGAUCCUAAUGAAUGGGUGAAGUGCGAGGAUCCUGUGUGCGUGGCCACGGCGAUGUACGAUUUCAUGGCGGUUUCUAACGAGGAACUGAACCUGAGAGCUGGCCAGAAAAUAUGGUUGGCACCACGCUCUCUGCAAUCUAAGAGCAUACCAGGUUGGUGGAUUGCUACAGAUAGUAGAAAUGUCGGUUUGGUACCUGCCAACUACGUGACUAUAGUGGGACAAUUGAAGAGGAAAUCGGAAAACAGCGAGAAUGUUGUCGCGUCCACAGUAAUUCCAACUUCCAUGCAGAAUGCAACCGCUUCUGAUGAACAGAUAAAUAUACCCGAGCCUGGCACUAGCCAACAAAGUAUUGACUCUCUCUUCUCUGAGAAUAAUAUUAAAGAACUUUAGUUGAAAAAUACAUCGGUAGUCUUUCAUCUAAAUCAUUCAGAUAAUUACAAAGUGAUAUUGUCUAUCUUAAAUAUAUGGCCUACCAAAUCUUUACAAGACAUGACUGAUAUAAACUAAUAUUACAAAUCAUAUAUUUAGUAUCAAAUAGAGCGUGGUGAGCGAAUUUCAAUAUAUGAUAAUACAGUCAUCUGUUCACCAAGACUUUUAAUGAUUCAUUUCUACUGGGAAAAAGCUCACCAAUCGUGAAAUAAAGACUAUUAAGGUUUUGUUACUUUCAAUAGAGUAACAUAUUAUCUUUCUAUUAUAUUAAGUUAACUAAUAAAGGGGAGCUUGUAACAUGUGUGUGUGUAUAUAUAUUUUAUUUAUAUAUAUAUAUAUAUAUAUAUAUAUAUAUAAAUUUGAUUUUAUUUAAUCAAAGAAGAGAAGAACGCGAAUCAUUUCGUAGAUGUCAAUGCAUAAAUAACUCUUAUUUCGUACAAAUUUCUGCAAAUGUGAAAUAUCUCGAUCUCAAACUUGUGCUCAGUUGUAAUAAUUCGACGAAUAAAAUUUUUUGGUUUUCGUUCAUAUGAUUGUAUGGCUUAUAAACCGUUCAUUUAGACGAGAGGAAUUAGUGAGUUGCAUGUCACAAGCUCACUUGGUGAAUAUUCAUAACAGUGUCACAAUCUCAUAUAUAAGAUAAAGCAUAGAGCAAUACAAUCGCGUUUCUACUUGAAAAUCAGAUGAUAUAAAAGUUAAAUGCAGUAUUAUGCCAAUACACAAAUUUCAAAGUAUGGAAUAUGACUGAAAAUUGUAUAAUCUUCACGAAAUGUCCAAUGAUAUGUUCAGCAAAAACCAUUAACGAUUGUAAAGUUAUGAAUCCAAUACAUAAUUCUAUCUACAAAUGGUAUAUCUAAAGAUAUAUAAUAAUUUUAGUUUGACUUUAAUAUGAUGAAAAAUUAAACUGCUAUAAUUAGUAAAGCAAUUUACCUUUUUUGUUAUCGAAUUAAAAUACUAACCGAAAUGUGUUGAAGUGUAUAGACGCGAUUGUGUUUGGCAAAAACGAUAUUACUUUUUAAUAUUAUGCAAAUUAGAAUUUUGUACAUUUUGUAAUAUUUUAAUUGUAACUACUUUUCCUACUCUAGCUCCAUUUAGUAUUUUAGUAUUUUAUAAUGGAGGUAAUUUAAAAUUGUAUGUAUAUAUAUUUAGGCACAUCUUUGUAAAUUGAAAUUUAAGAUAUUGAAUUUGUGAGAUUCAACAGUCCUGAUGUAUGUAUUCUUUAACAUUAAGGUUUCUUUUUAUAGCGUUUUGAUUAAUAUUUACAAAGCGUUAUUAUAUGUUAUAUAGAUAAUGUAUAAAAAUGUUGAUAUUUUAUGUUUGAAGAGUCUAACGAGAAUUGACUCGUACUCUUGUGGUUUAUCGGGAAAACAUUAAAUUACUACAUAAAGAAAUUGAGUAAAAUAAAA
Solenopsis invicta (red fire ant) is the source of this 2814-nucleotide messenger RNA. RefSeq names its product peroxisomal membrane protein PEX13 (gene Pex13). Lineage: Eukaryota; Metazoa; Arthropoda; Insecta; Hymenoptera; Formicidae. Gene Ontology annotation, cellular component: peroxisome; peroxisomal importomer complex; peroxisomal membrane. Gene Ontology annotation, biological process: protein import into peroxisome matrix, docking. The record is from RefSeq and is a predicted model, not a curated record. The coding region runs from base 218 to 1372 and encodes 384 amino acids. Gene Ontology annotation, molecular function: protein binding. The transcript has 5 exons.